Molecule: messenger RNA, 417 nt
Organism: Closterium sp. Naga37s-1
Lineage: Eukaryota; Viridiplantae; Streptophyta; Zygnematophyceae; Desmidiales; Closteriaceae
Source: the annotation of a GenBank genome assembly
AUGUUCCAGGCACUAGCGCUAACGAGAAGGAAUAGAUCUCUCGCCUUUUCUUCCCUCCGCACCUUUCGGCAGUCAACAAGGAAGACAGAGGAGCUGGCAGCAGCUGCCAGCACAUGCCACUUCUCCCCCACCCCCUUCCCUCCCCCCCCUCCACUUCUCAACCUUCUCUCCCUUCCCCCACUUCUCCCCGCACCUUUCGUCUGUCAACAAGGAAGACAGAGGAGCUGGCAGCAGCUGCCAGCACAUGUUCCUGACCUGGCGGAGGGAUGGAAGGAGGAGGGCAUGGGAAGGGAGGGGGCCAAGUUGGAGUUUGCAGCAGCAGCAGCUGCCAGCACAUGCUCUUGCGCUGAUGGGGGGAUGGGAGGAGGAACACAGGCACCGGGGGAGGAGGGGAUGAGAGGGGAGGUGGGCAAGUAG